This is a messenger RNA of Drosophila mauritiana, 1065 nucleotides long. RefSeq names its product solute carrier family 25 member 35. The record is from RefSeq and is a predicted model, not a curated record. The transcript has 3 exons. The coding region runs from base 23 to 946 and encodes 307 amino acids. NCBI's taxonomy places the organism in Eukaryota, Metazoa, Arthropoda, Insecta, Diptera, Drosophilidae.
AAUCCAAAGUUGGGGUGAAAACAUGACCAAGUCGGAUUUCGUGCUGGGCGGAACGGCAGCGAUGGGUGCGGUGGUGUUCACCAAUCCCAUUGAUGUGGUCAAGACGCGGAUGCAGCUGCAGGGAGAGUUGGCUGCCCGAGGAACCUAUGUGAAGCCCUACAGGCAUCUUCCCCAGGCCAUGCUGCAGAUAGUCCUCAACGACGGACUCCUUGCUUUGGAGAAGGGUCUCGCUCCAGCAUUGUGUUACCAAUUUGUCCUCAACUCGGUCAGGCUAAGUGUAUAUUCGAACGCAUUGGAGCUGGGAUACUUGCAGAAUGAGGAUGGCUCCAUAUCCUUCUAUCGGGGCAUGUUCUUUGGAGCUCUGGGCGGCUGCACGGGCACGUAUUUCGCCAGUCCUUUUUACAUGAUAAAGGCCCAACAGCAUGCCCAGGCGGUUAAGUCCAUUGCCGUGGGCUUCCAGCAUAAGCAUACUUCGAUGAUGGAUGCCCUGCUGCACAUUUACCGCACGAAUGGCAUUUCGGGAUUCUGGCGCGCUGCUUUACCCAGCUUGAACCGAACGCUUGUGGCCUCCAGUGUACAGAUCGGCACCUUUCCCAAGGCCAAGUCCGUGCUGAAGGAUAAAGGAUGGGUCACCCAUCCGAUUCUUCUCUCCUUCUGUGCCGGCCUAUCGUCGGGCACCCUUGUGGCGGUGGCCAAUUCACCCUUUGACGUGCUCACCACUCGGAUGUACAACCAGCCAGUGGAUGAAAAGGGUCGUGGACUCAUGUACAAGGGCUUGGUAGAUUGCUUCACUAAGAUCUGGAAAACCGAAGGGCUCCAUGGGAUGUACAAGGGCUUUUGGCCCAUCUACUUUCGUAGUGCUCCGCACACAACCUUGACAUUUGUGUUUUUUGAAAAGUUGCUCCAUGUGCGCGAUCAUUAUGUUUUCUCCCAGCCCAGAAACUGAAGAGUCCAGUCCUCCUGGAGGCCAUUAGAAUACUGUAAGUCCUCGCAUACAUUUGUUAAAUCCCACGAUGUGACAAUCCUUUUACAAAACUAAACAUUAAAAUUGUUCAUCGAAAAUGA